Molecule: messenger RNA, 795 nt
Organism: Pipistrellus nathusii (Nathusius's pipistrelle)
Lineage: Eukaryota; Metazoa; Chordata; Mammalia; Chiroptera; Vespertilionidae
Source: the annotation of a GenBank genome assembly
AUGUAUCAAAAUGAAUGCUUUCUCAGAAGAGCUGCUUGUAAGCACCAGAAAGAGAUCACAGUAGUAGCAAGAGGACCAUGCUACUCUGAUAAUGGCUCUGGAUCUGGAGAAGGGGAAGAGGAAGGGUCUGGGGCCGAAGCUCACAGGAAACACACCAAGUGUGGACCUUGCAAAUAUAAGGCUGAGUGUGAUGAAGAUGCAGAAAACGUUGGGUGUGUAUGUAAUAUAGACUGCAGUGGAUACAGUUUUAACCCCGUGUGUGCUUCUGAUGGGAGUUCCUAUAACAAUCCUUGUUUUGUUCGAGAAGCAUCUUGUAUAAAGCAAGAGCAAAUUGACAUAAGGCAUCUUGGUCAUUGCACAGACAAAGAUGACACUAGUUUGUUGGGAAAGAAAGACGAUGGACUACCAUAUCGACCAGAUGUGAAAGAUGCUAGUGAUCAAAGAGAGGAUGUUUAUAUUGGAAACCACAUGCCUUGCCCUGAAAACCUCAAUGGUUACUGCAUCCAUGGAAAGUGUGAAUUCAUCUAUGCUACUCAGAAGGCUUCUUGUAGAUGCGAAUCUGGUUACACUGGACAGCACUGUGAAAAGACGGACUUUAGUAUGCUCUACGUAGUGCUAAGCAGGCAAAAGCUCACUCACGUUCUCAUCGCAGCCAUUAUCGGAGCUGUGCAGAUCGCCAUUAUAGUAGCUAUUGUCAUGUGCAUAACAAGAAAAUGCUCUAAAAACAAUAGAGGACGACAACAGAAGCAAAACCUAGGUCAUUUUACUUCAGAUACGUCAUCCAGGAUGGCUUAA